UGACUUCGGCUAGCUAUCCCGCUCCAUAAUUUUCGGCCAGAACUUCACACCGUACUGGUAAUGUUAUUGACCGAGUUAUGGGCAGGUGUGGCGUAAAUGUAUUUCUAGUUUCUGCAUGCAAGUCUGACGACUGAAAUGUCCUCAUAGGAAGCUAAUUUAAAGUCAGCUAACUUGCAACCUAAGCAGCAGUGCGUUGUUAACAUGGAGCCAAACGAUAUGAUGGCGCUAAGGGAUGACUCGAGGAAUGAGGAAGAGGUGCUUAACAGCUGUCCUAGUAACUUCCAUCAGAAUGAUGCUAUGGAAAAUGUUCCUGAAUCAGUAGACUUGAUUACACAGAGGGAGAAGGUUCAACAACAAAUUUUAGCACUUGAAAAAUAUUUUGACGCAGAUGGCAAUUCAGAUGUGUCAUCAUGCAGCUCCUUAGAUGGCGACUCAGAAGAUGGUGAUGAUGACACGUUGGAUAAUGUAAGCAGCCUUGAUGCAAAGCAUUUAAAGAUUCAGUUAGAGAUAAAACAAUUGGAGGAGAAGCUUGGCCUGGGUACUGAUCAUCUAAGUGAUGAUGGGGGCAGCUCUGAAAGGGCAAUGAGUGAAGAAAACAGCGAUGACGAGGAUUUUGAACUACCUUUGAAUACAGAAACCUGCUUGGAAAUGAACCUGGUAUAUCAAGAAGUGGUGAAAGAGAAGUUGUCAGAACUUGAAAAACUUCUGCAGGAUAACAAACAACAACAGAGAGAGCUUGAGGGUCAUGUGCAUGGCUCUGCUGCUUCAAAUCCACGGGUGCCAUCAAAUAAUUUAUUUAUUGGAAACUUUAUGAAACCCUACUUCAAGGACAAGGUCACUGGUCUGGGACCUCCUGCAAAUCCUGAAGCUAAAGAGAAAAUGAUUUCAGGAACAAAGCCUUGUGAUGAGAAAUCUAUCAAACGAUGGGAGGGAUGGCAGAAGUCUUUAUUAAUCAGUGCAGUCGUCCAAGACACGAUGAAGCGUCUGAUUCAGCCCAAACUGUCCAAAAUGGAGUACUUAAGAGACAAAGCCUCGAAAGUUGAAGGAACGGAGAAGGAAAUGCUACAAAAGCAAAUUCAAGACCUAGAUAUGGGAAUUGCAAAAAUAAGAGCAUUAAGUGAAAAUGACCUGAUGGGAGAACGUAAUGAUGACCAUGACUGGGAGAAAAUAUCAAAUAUCGAUUUUGAAGGCAAGCGAAAGGCUGAGGACUUGAAACAGUUCUGGCAGAACUAUUUGCACCCCUCUGUAAACAAGUCCUCAUGGAAGCCAGAUGAGAUUGAGAAACUCAAAUCCAUUGUCGAGGAGAACCAAGGUCACAACUGGGAGGAGAUUGCAGAACAAAUGGGGACCAACAGAACAGCCUUCAUGUGCUUUCAGACACACCAACGCUAUAUCUACAAAGACUUUAAGAAAAGAGAAUGGACUAAAGAGGAGGACGAUCAUCUCAGACAUUUGGUGCAGAAAUAUCGUAUUGGAAACUUCAUUCCACACACACAGAUAUCCUAUUUCCUGGAUGGGAGGGAUGCUAGCCAGGUGGUAUAUCGUUGGGGUCAAGUUCUUGAUCCUUCCAUCAAAAAAGGUCCCUGGUCUAAAGAUGAGGAUGAGUUGUUAUUGAAAGCAGUAGAGAAGUAUGGUGUCCCGAAUUGGUGGAGAAUCAGAUUUGAUGUACCAGGCCGGACGGAUUCACAAGUUCGAGACAGAUAUUUGGACUGCCUCUCUGAUGAUGUGAAGAAAGGCCCUUGGACUAGAGAGGAAGUGAACAUGCUGAUACGAGCAGUAAACAAAUAUGGAGUUGGUAAAUGGGCUAAGAUUGCAUCUGAGAUUCCGAAUCGCAUUGACAGUCAGUGCCUACAAAAAUGGAAACAAAUAAACAAACGCAUGAUAGCAAGAAGGAGCUUUUCAAACUCCUCCAUCUCCCAUCUCCUUGACUCCAAAAGAAUUUUGACUAAGCAGACAAGGGAAAAGAGGAAGAAAUUCGGAGAAGUGAAAAAGAAAGACGAGGACAGCGAGGAUGAAGAAGAUGAAGAGGAGGUCCCGUACAUUGAAAGCGAUGAGGAGAAAAAGAGGCUAAGAAGAAAAGAAGAUAAGCAAGCUCCUGAAUCUUCUGAAUCUGAGGAGGAAGAGCCAAUUCCUCCAAAGCCUAAAUAUGUCCACCUUCCCUUGUCUAAGUGGAUGCCUACACCGACAGACGAAACCACGCGGACAACAGGAACGUUACGUUUUAUUUUGGUAAAGUCCCCUGACCUUGUGGAUCCAGUCCAGAGUAGUACCCAAAGUGUUAGACCUGACUUCCAAUUGCCUGCUUUUUACACUGUGUUGGACGGAAGUGGUCAACCGAUCAACCGCGUAAAAACACAGCUGUACCAGACACCAAAGACACGGACUUAUGAUGAAGAAAUGAUCCUAGUUUCACAACUUGAUGUAAAAAACUUUGUUCGCAUGGUGGGAGCCAGCAUUCUCAAAAAGAGGGACAAAUCGAGACAAAACACAGGCAAUGCUGGAAGCAUGCAGAUGUCUAAACUAGUGAACCAUGGAGCCUCCGGUAGUGGUGCCUGUAAGGGUCCCAGAAAGGCUGCUCGUGUCCCGGCGUUGCUGGGACGAGGUGAAUCGAAAUCCUUCUGCAGUCAGCAGCAGCUCAAGGGAGCCAUUGCCUCAUGGAUGGGCAGUUUACUCAUACCGCUGCCAUUGUCUGAGAGACAAGAACUGGAAGCGGAUGUUCUGAGGAAGCGCUCAGCUGAAGUUGAGCUGUCAAGUACUACAGUCUUCUGGUUGUUUUUGAAGAUUCUUCAUAUUGAUGCAGCGGGUUGCAAGAAGGUGAUUUCAGCUCGAAAGACUCCAGGUCCUACUGGAACCCAUCCUAGCCCAGGAGUGUCUACAUCUGCAGCUCAGCCGACGGUUAGCAUGCUGAUCAAACAGAAGCAGCAAAGUGAAAAAGCUUCAGUAUCCUCGCAGGUCAGUCACAUGCAGCCCCAGCAGCAUCAGCAGGUGUUGUUCCAGCUACAGCAACCUCAGCAGAUCCAGCAUCCUCAGCCAAUGCAGACUCAAGUGGUCCAAGUGGCACAGCCUCUGAUUGCUCAGCAGUUACAGCCCUGUAAAAAACAGCAAACACCAUCUCAGCUAAGGUUUCCACAGAUGCCUCAAAUCUUUCUAAUGCCUGUAAUGCCCCCUCAGUCCACACCUAGCAAACCUGUUAGCACACCUGUUUCCAAACCUGAAGGUACCAGGCCAUCUAAGCGCACAAGGAAACCUACUACUAAAGCCAAGGAGCUAAUGGAAGAGGCAGCUUCCAAUGCCAAAAACCAUCCCCAACGUAAGAGACCACGCCUGGACAAAUACGUCCAACAAGCGUCUCCGGUCGCCUGGAUUAUUACUCCAACUGUGCAAAUGCCUGUGAGCACCCAAGACCCAAGUAAGCUGGUUGGCAACAGCAUACUGACUCAUUCACCAGCAGCCGGUUCCACUUCAUCCAGCCCUUCUACUUGUACAAGUAGCAUCACCCAAGCAAACAUUCCUGUAAACAUGCCUGGUGUCCCCCCAGGUACCAUUGUCUUCAGUUUGUCCAAUGUCCCUGUCCCUACCCCUGUCAUGAUGCCAGCUGGUACCAUGCCCAACUUAGUCAGGGCCAGUACCCCCGGCACCCCAGUGACCACUUCUUCGCCCAGCGUCCAAGAUAGAUGCUCUACAGCGUCCCCAGCCAUGACGUACUUCACCACUUCACCUCUUGCCACAUCGCAAGCAUUACCAUCAGCUCCUGGAACAGCAGCACAGAGGCCCCCUCUGCUCAAAACAAACCCCCUCUUUGCCUCUCCGUUGGCUGCACCUGGUCAAAGUCCAGCACGCCUCCCGACCGCCGAUCACCCCUGUGGUCACGGUGCCUCGGCAUUUGGUUACAUUGCUACCUGCACCCAAUCGAAAUCAAACUCCAGACUCUGGGAAUUAUUAGAUCCAAACCUCAUGUUCAUGGAGGACGUUAACACUGUGCAAAGCUGGAUGAAGGAGAGGAGUGGGGCUAUCUCUCAGUUGGAUCACCCUCAGCCAUACAUCCCACCCUUUGUAAGCAGCAUCAAAACUUUGCAGAGUCUCAUGAAGGCCAGGACAUCAUUGUUUAAAGAUUCUCUAAAGGUCCUACCUGUCAAUCUCAGAGAGGCAGCUAGUGAUGAAAAGUCUGAGGAGCAGUUGGUGGCUGUGAGAAGAUUAGUAAAGAAGAAGUUUGACACCAAUCCAGCUUAUGCGUCUCUCAAGGCUCGUUUCCUGUCCUGCUUUGCUGUGCCAGCCCUCUUGGCCACCAUUGAUCCAGCCAAGGCGCUCCCACUCACAUUUGAUGACCUGGAAUGAUUUCAUUUGAACGCAACGAGGGAAAGGCACUUUAUAAUUGUUUUUUUUUUUUUAAUUAAACAAUAUAUUCUUAUAUAUUCACCCCCUGUUUAGCACCAAUUCUCACAACACCUUACCUCUUGAAUGCUCAAGAAAUGGUUUUAACUGUGAAUAGGAAUGGGGUAUUUGAAAACACUGUGAGGGCAUUUGUUAAGUUGUCAAAAAUAAAUGUGCUGUUACUUGGAAAUGAAAAUACUAUUUCAGGCUUUAAGACCAUGAUGGUUAAUUCAUGAGCCCUGUCCUUACUCUAAGAUGUAAAAUGGGAUCGCUCAGCCUCAGUUCAUAGGAAUAUCAACUGAUUUUUGUCCUGACUGUUGGUCAACGGUGUGCAGUUAUGGAAAAGGAAAAAAGCCAUGCAAUCAAUCCUUUGCAGUACUUUUUUUUAAGACUGGAAAUCGGUCCGUGGGAAAUUAGAGCACAGUUAAGGGAUUCUUAGAUCAGCCAUUAUCUUGGAUUGCACAAUGACCAAAUUGGCAUUCUUUAAGCAUUUCUUUUCUUAAUUGAAUUUAAGGUUGAUAGAUAGACUUUCCGAAAUAGGCUUCAAAACAAAUGUGUCUUGUACGAUAACGAUACUUAACUCUGGUAUCGUGCUGUUUGCAUAUUUUAGUUCACAUUGUUUUUACAUUCACUGUCAAACAUGUUUGUGUUGUAUUUAUUUGUGUUGCCAUGUUGUCUAUCUUUCAAGAGAUAGUUUGCACAUGCACAGGUGUUGUGCUUGGGCAUACUUUGUAAAAAUGUCAAUAAAUCAGUUAAUGGUUCUGUUAAA
Molecule: messenger RNA, 5140 nt
Organism: Alosa alosa (allis shad)
Lineage: Eukaryota; Metazoa; Chordata; Actinopteri; Clupeiformes; Clupeidae
Gene: snapc4
Product: small nuclear RNA activating complex, polypeptide 4
Source: RefSeq, a predicted model, not a curated record